Messenger RNA from Macrosteles quadrilineatus (aster leafhopper), 3595 nucleotides. Its product is annotated as paternally-expressed gene 3 protein-like. The record is from RefSeq and is a predicted model, not a curated record. Lineage: Eukaryota; Metazoa; Arthropoda; Insecta; Hemiptera; Cicadellidae. Bases 46 to 1923 code for a protein of 625 amino acids. Gene Ontology annotation, cellular component: extracellular matrix. The transcript is spliced from 3 exons.
UACAGUGAGUGUUGUGUUGUGUUAGUUCCUUGUGUUAUUAUCAUCAUGCCGGCUGCCAAGGUGCUGUCGGUGACUGUUCUGCUGCUGCUAGGCUCCGUGAGAGCCUACUACGACCCUGACUACCCCCAGUACAACAGGCCGCAGUCAGCGCCCUCACCUCACCCACAACAUGCACCUGCACCUGCUCCUGCCCUGCCUCCCUGCGUCCACGGCUACGCAGCCGCCGCCGCCGCCGCCUACUCAGCAGGUCCGGCCUACCACAGUCUCUCAGUGUCCCCGGGGUACGAGAGCUACUCAGCAACUCCCGGUGUCAAAUACUCAUCAGUGACUCCAGGUUACUCCAGUGUGGCCGUCGCUCCUCCUACCCUGGGAGUCGCCUACUCCACUCCUCAGUACUCCGCCCCCAAAGUAGCGUCAUACUCUGUUAGUCCCGCACACUCCUCGUAUUCUGCGUCUGCUGGCUACAAGUAUGAAGCUGCCGCUCCUGCUGUGUCUGCUUACGCUGUUAAGCCCUCUACCAAGUACGUUGCCGCCGCUGCUGUACCGACAGUGAAGUUCCCCACACCCACCUACGCUCCUGCUCCAGCAUACGCACCAGCUCCGGCUUACGCUCCGGCUCCGACAUACAGUGCUCCCGCUAAGGCUUCUUACUCUGCAGGAAGCUCUUACUCAGCUGGAAGCUCCUACUCCGCUGGAGGUUACUCGUCCGGUGGCUACUCUUACCCUGCUCCUGCAGCGUCUUACUCCGCCGGUCCUUCUGUGAAGUACACCGCCUCUGCUCCUUCUUACUCAUCUUACUCCGCUGGACCUGCUGUCAAAUACUCUUCAUCAGCUCCGUCAUACUCUAGCUACUCCUCUGGAUCUCAAUCCGCCUACGUGGCGAAGCCCGCCGUCGCUUCUUACUCCGCUGGACCUGCUGUCAAAUACUCCGCAGCAGCUCCCGCUUACUCUUCCUACUCCGCUGGACCCGCUGUCAAAUACUCCGCAGCAGCUCCCUCUUACUCCUCCUACUCCGCUGGACCUGCUGUCAAAUACUCCGCAGCAGCUCCCUCUUACUCUUCCUACUCCGCUGGACCUUCUGUCAAAUACUCCGCAGCAGCCCCCGCUUACUCUUCCUACUCUGCUGGACCCGCUGUCAAAUACUCCGCGGCUGCCCCAGCUUAUGCUUCAUACUCAGCCGGACCAGCAGUGAAGUACUCAUCUGCUGCUCCUUCCUACUCGAGUUACUCCGCUGGACCCGCCGUCGCUAGCUACUCUUCUGGCGCUUCCUCGUCGUACAGCUCUGGAGCCUCUCACUCAGCUUACUCUGCUGGAGGCUCUUACUCUGGCUACAGUGCAGCUCCCGCUGUGGCUACCUACAGCGCAGGUCCCGCUGUUGCUUCCUACAGCGCAGGUCCCGCUGUUGCUUCCUACAGCUCAGGUCCCGCGGUUUCUUCUUACAGCGCCGGCCCAGCUGUCGCUUCUUACAGCGCAGGUCCCGCUGUAGCUUCAUACAGCGCCGCCCCCGCUAAGGCUGCUUACUCUUCAGGAGCUUCUUACUCCAGCUCGUCCUACGCCGCUCCAGCCCCCGCUCCGGCCAGGUACGCGCCUGCCGCACCCGCCUACCCUGCCCCAGCUUACACCCCCGCUGUUAAGGCCGGUCCUGCCUACGCUGCCAAGCCCAUCGCCGACAAGCAUCACGAAUACUAUGAUGACCACCCAAGAUACGCUUUCGAGUACGGCGUAGAUGACCCCCACACCGGUGACAAGAAGCACCAGUACGAAGAGAGAGACGGUGAAGUAGUCAAGGGACAGUACUCUCUGGUGGAGCCGGACGGCAGUGUGCGAGUUGUUGACUACACAGCUGAUUGGGACAAUGGCUUCCACGCCGUCGUCACCAAAACAACCGACACCAAGAGUCUGCAGCCUGUGCUCAAGUCUUAGACAUCUCAGUCUUUACUUGAUGCCGGGUAGGAGUCGCCGUGCGCCUUCAGUCAAACUAAGCGUUCAAGUUCAAGUCUCCGUUCACCUAGUGGGAAUUCGCAGUGAAUUCUUUUCCUAAGCCAAUUUUUUAUGUUACCAUUUUUUGAAACUAAGUUGAACCAUCCGUUUAUCUUGUGCGAAUACGUAACUAAUUCGUUUCCCAAGUUAAUGUUUGAUGUUACCAUUUUUUUAGGUGGAUCACCUGAGAUCUUUUAGGAUCAUUAAGUAGCCAAUUUGUUUCCAAAGUCAACUUUUGUUAUUUUUUUCAUGGAAUAUAAAUGAGUUACACGGGUUAACCCUUUUUUGUAAGGUGUAUUAUUUUAUAUUGUUUUAUCUUCGCCUUCAGUAAGACCUAUCGUUUAAGUCUCCGUACAUCUUUUGGGAAAACGCUCUACACAACUCAAUGUUUUCUUAUAGUCAAUUUUGAAACCAAUUUUCUAACGUGGAAUACUAUAUACGGGUUAAAGCAUUUGCACGAUGUACAAAAUAUUAUUUAAUCUUUGUUUGCAUCUCCAAUUUUAUUAUUUACUCUUUGUUUUCUAUCUCCCAUUGUUUUCUGUAAUUUUGUGUAUCCUAUUUUCAUUGUAUAAAACCUUGGUCCUUACUUCCUCUUCGUUUCAUCUUGCUAUAUUCUCUUCCCUUCAACCAAUUUUACUUCUCAAUACUAUGUAAUUCUUCUCAUUUUCCUUUCCGCGUAUCAUUUCUAAUUUCCCAACUGCAAACCUUGGAAUUUAUGACCCGUUACCAAAUUUGAACCUGUACGAUUUGGAAAUGUAAAUUGUCGGAUUUAUUCACAAACAAGAGCAAGUGACCGCAUAGCCCCGGUCUCGUUAUCUAACUGACCAAGAAGGAGAAGGAACGGGUUCGCACUCACUUCCUGCCCCAUAAACAAAUGCCACCCUCUGACCACUUCAUAAAUUCCGCUGUAUCAAAUGUCCACUCUCCUAUUACCUCUCGCUAUUACCUCGUUUAUCUCGAGUCGUUAAAAGGUCAAUGUAGAACAUUCUGUUAAAUUACCUCUUGAAUAUUAAUUAUAAAGUAAAAUUGAAGGUCGGAUUGGUGAAAUUAUACCUUAUGAAGUUAAAGCACCUCUCUUAAAAUGAUUCUCUUUGUAGCUUUAUUUUUGCAAAACAUUACCCAACUCUCGGGUUUGACGAUUUUCGCGUACUGCAAUUCCCACGAAUGUGUCAAUUAUUUAAUCCAUUAUCAUUCUCAUUCAUUCAUGUUUUCACCCCUUUGAGCCCUGACGACUCUAACCUGGCAUCGACAAUUCUUGUACAGAACACAAUGUUUCUCUUGUGUUUUUCUAUCUCUCCUUGUAAAAACUUUUUUAACAAGUGUAAAUACUCGGAAGGAUCGCGUCCCGCUACCUUUUAGUUUUAGGGUUUAGUUUUCCAUUUAGAGGUGUCAUCUAAUUACUAUUUCCAUACUUGAAUCUUACCAAGUGCCAUUACGAUCGCAAUUUACCAUUCGAAAUCAAGUUACCAAGUGUUACCGUAGAUUAAGGCACUUUUCUAUAGAACUAGUACAAGUUUGUAUAUAAUGUAACCAAAUGUGAUAUACAUUUACCUUUUCAUUUGGGAGUUUGUACAACGUCAUUUAGUAUUUUUAUAAUAAAAUGUAAUUAUUAUUA